This is a messenger RNA of Scomber japonicus (chub mackerel), 1484 nucleotides long. RefSeq names its product alkB homolog 1, histone H2A dioxygenase (gene alkbh1). Gene Ontology annotation, molecular function: oxidative RNA demethylase activity; broad specificity oxidative DNA demethylase activity; ferrous iron binding. Gene Ontology annotation, cellular component: cytoplasm; nucleus. The coding region runs from base 1 to 1098 and encodes 365 amino acids. The record is from RefSeq and is a predicted model, not a curated record. The transcript is spliced from 6 exons. NCBI's taxonomy places the organism in Eukaryota, Metazoa, Chordata, Actinopteri, Scombriformes, Scombridae. Gene Ontology annotation, biological process: oxidative RNA demethylation.
AUGUCCAAGAUGGCAGCCUCCAUGUUGGAGACUGGAGAAGAUGCAUUUAGGAAAAUAUUCAAGUUGUACAGGCGUAAAAACCCUCCGCCAGAUUUCAGCGAUGCUAUUGAUUUCUCCAAAGGUGUGCCGAGCGACAAGAUAGUUCCAGUUAAACUGGACCCUGCUGCAGUGAGUGAUGUGGAGGCUGGUAGAGCUGGACUACGACCUGUAAGAGACUGGAGAGCCUUUGGCCUGCAGGGAUACCCAGGGUUCAUCUAUAUAGCCAACCCUUUCCUGCUGGGUUCUCAGCCUUUCUGGGUCACACAGUGUCUGAAGACUUACACUCAGAAGCCCAAUGUCUGCAACCUGGACAUGCACAUGUCUCCCACUGAGACCCAGGACAUCUGGGGCAAGAGUGCACACAGCCUCAGUCUUCCUUCCUGUGGAAAGGCAGAGCCCAAAACUCUACUGGAGAAGCUACGCUGGGUCACGCUGGGCUACCAUUACAACUGGGAUACUAAAACUUAUUCUGUGAGCCAUCACACUCCUUUUCCGGCUGAUCUCCACUUCCUGUCCCACCAAAUAACAAGCGCCUGUGGCUUCUCAGGGUUCAAUGCAGAAGCUGGAAUCCUCAACUACUACAGAUUUAAUUCUUCUUUGGGAAUACAUGUGGAUGAAUCAGAACUGGAUCACAGUCAACCUCUGCUGUCAUUCAGUUUUGGGCAGUCAGCCAUCUUUCUCCUAGGUGGCAUCCAAAGACAGGACGCCCCCACUGCCAUGUACAUGCACAGUGGGGACAUAAUGAUGAUGUCAGGACAGAGCCGCCUCCUUUACCAUGCUGUGCCAUGCAUCGUCCCAGCACCCCAGGGACACACAGCUUUACAGAUGGAAGGUCGCAGUCGGGAGUCUUCCCUGCUGGAUAAUAGUGUGGUAGCACCAGUGUCAGAAAAGGACUGGUUGCUGUGCUCCAGAUACAUCGAGAGCUCCAGGGUGAAUGUGACAGUCAGACAGGUGCUGGGGCCAGGACAGAGCUUCCCACAAACACCUCCACUUCACCAAAGGACUGAUGACAGCCAGACAGAAGGGUACCAUGACACAGGAGUAGAUAAAGAGCAGUAGUAGCAGUGACUCUUUAUCAUAGAGACAUUAAAUAGACCACCCGCUCUCCAAACCAACAAUGAAGUGACCCAUCCAAAGCCUGAUAUAUUUUCUAGAUAUCUAACUUGUUCUACGUUGUCCAUUUCUCCAAAAGCUUCAGUUCAUGGUCUUUAAAGUCAAAACACUGGCUUUUGGUUUAAAGGCAGUUUAAAACCAUCUUGUUAGGACUAAGCACUUUUUAUAUGACUUCUGUCAAACUGAAGACUAUGCUGAAUGAAAAAAGGCAUAUAACAAUCAAGAAGUGAAGAUUGCUGCCUGUAGGUCACAGACUUCACAAAGUCAUCGAUUACAAAUAAUUUGCAUCUUAAUGGUCAAGUGGAUCGAAUCCCAGCCGGAGGUCCCUUGCU